Molecule: messenger RNA, 441 nt
Organism: Postia placenta MAD-698-R-SB12
Lineage: Eukaryota; Fungi; Basidiomycota; Agaricomycetes; Polyporales; Adustoporiaceae
Exons: 2
Coding region: 1-441 (146 amino acids)
Source: RefSeq, a predicted model, not a curated record
AUGCUAUCAGUGGACUUGAUGGACUCACAGAAAGUACAAGGCAUAUCCACCUGGUCCAAUGCCUAUGCCAUUCUUUGGGAAUCUCCGUCAGCUGCCUUUCAAGGAUCAGCACAAAACAUUCUGAUAGUGGGCACAAACAUAUGGUAUCCCAUGAUUCUUCUCAACUCGCUAUGUGCAGUACAAGAUCUCAUGGAGAAGAAGGGCACAAUCUACUCUAACAGGCCCGGUGAUAGGCGCCGAGCCCCGCUGGGCCCCGAUACACCUCUUUUCGGCACUCGCAUCCCGCCCGGCACUUCGACUCAGUCUCCCAACAGUUCGAUUUCGCCUUCGACGCCCUUCGACAUCUUCGACGGUGCGCGACGCUUACUCGAAGCUCGGCACGGUCGUCCCGAUGCCUCGCGCGUAGAUCCCGGGACAUCUUCCGCAUUCGGCGAACAAUAG